This is a messenger RNA of Vicia faba (fava bean), 771 nucleotides long. The record is from the annotation of a GenBank genome assembly. NCBI's taxonomy places the organism in Eukaryota, Viridiplantae, Streptophyta, Magnoliopsida, Fabales, Fabaceae.
AUGAUGAACAAAAGUGAGAGAGAGUGUAGAAGAAGAACUGAUAGAGAACUUUCAAAGCUCUUCAUCUUCUAUCAUCACUCAACUAUAGCCUCUAUAUAUUUUCUCUUUCUGUUAGAGUGGUACCAUAACCCCAUCACCAUGAGACCAGAUGGAAAUCAAUUAGAUCUUAACAAUCUCCCUGAUGACAACUAUAGAGAUCAUCAUUCUAAACAACUUCUUCCUAACAUCAUCUCCUCGCCACCUGUUACAGGUUUUAAGGAAAAAGAAGGGAACGAAGAUGAUAGAAAAGACGAGGUUGAAAAGGUCUAUGAAUGUAGAUUUUGUUCCCUUAAAUUCUGUAAGUCUCAGGCUCUUGGAGGACACAUGAACCGUCAUCGUCAAGAGAAAGAAACAGAAAAGUUGAACAAUGCUCGUCAGCUUCUCUUACGUAAUGAUCAAAACCUUGUUGCUCAAGCUGCCCUUCACAUAGGAUGCUAUCCUACAAUGCCUAUGAGAUUUCAACCUUCUUUCUCUAGAUCAUCAUCUUCAAAUCAACCACCAUCUCAAGUUCAACAAUACAUGUAUAAUUCAUCUUCACAACCAAUUUCUUUCCCUACACAUUUCCUUCCACAACAUCAAAUGAAUGAUUACCGUGUGAGCCACCAGCAACAAUAUGUGGCAGGUGGGGGAGGAGGUGACAAGUCAAGCUACACGUGCAUAGGUGCACCCAUUGGACAAAGUUUUCUAGAUCAUACUGCAUCGAUCAAUCGAUUUCAAGAUGGUAAUUUGUAA